Aspergillus melleus is the source of this 1218-nucleotide messenger RNA. RefSeq names its product fungal specific transcription factor domain-containing protein. The transcript has 2 exons. Gene Ontology annotation, molecular function: zinc ion binding; DNA-binding transcription factor activity, RNA polymerase II-specific; RNA polymerase II cis-regulatory region sequence-specific DNA binding. Lineage: Eukaryota; Fungi; Ascomycota; Eurotiomycetes; Eurotiales; Aspergillaceae. Gene Ontology annotation, cellular component: nucleus. Gene Ontology annotation, biological process: DNA-templated transcription; positive regulation of transcription from RNA polymerase II promoter by galactose. The record is from RefSeq and is a predicted model, not a curated record. Bases 1 to 1218 code for a protein of 405 amino acids.
AUGCAGCAAAGCGAUACUGUGAUGGGAGACGUAACUCAGCAUGACGGGGGCCUCGAUAUCCCCGAGCUCCCGGAUCCGUUUCUCCCAGAGGAAGAUUUUACCAUGGAUCCGAACUCAACAUCUCCCAUUAGCCAUCUAACCUCUAGUCUAUCGAGUAAUCAGAGCUCAGCUUCGAACGAAGAAGCCUACAUUCGGUCAUAUUUCAGCACUUAUCAUCUUCUUUAUCCCUUUGUUCACGAGGCAUCUUUCAUGUGGCAGUAUCGGGAGAUUAGCUCGGUAGCCCAUCACACCGCAUGGCCAAUUCUCUCAAAUAUGGUUGUGGCGAUGGGGGCAUGGUCUACUGGAGAGGACUCCUGCAACAUGAACAUGAUUUAUUCCGAAAGGGCAAAGAACUGCCUGAAGCAGAUCUCGGUGUUGGACAAAGGCAACGUUACCUUGUUGCAGGCUCUCUUGUUGCUGAGUGCGUAUAAUGAGAAACGCGGUAACCCGAAAGAAAGCUGGAACUUUUUGGGACUUGCAGUUCGAAUGAGCAUCGGCCUUGGACUCCAUAGAGAAUCUACAUACACGAGCUCUAGCCAAAGCCUGCUGGAAAAAGAGAUCCAAAGAAGAGUUUGGUGGAGUGUAUAUUGCACUGACAGCUGUUCCUCCAAGAUCCACGGUUUACCGCUACUACUUCCGGAAGACAGACUGAUCGCAGUUCGACCAGUCCUCAACAUUUCUGACGAGGCUCUUACUCUACAAACAACUACACAUCCACCAGAGACUGAAGAUCUUCCUAUAUAUACUGGCUUGAUUCAGCAGGCCAGUUAUCAUCGGCUGGCGAACCGUAUCUACCGUCGACUACUCUCCGUCGACCAAAUCAGCGCACAGGAAAUGAAGUCCCUAGAGGACAUGAUAGACAAUUGGCACAUCAACUCUUCUCGAUAUAGCUUGCCGUUCAACUCGAAACAGCUUCCCGAAUGGGCUAUAUUAGCCCGUGACCGGCAGCUUUUAUGUGAUCGAAGUCUCCGACUCCUCGUUCAUCGCCCAGUACUGCUGCGCCUGCUCGAUAAAAGGUGUAUAUCUACAUCUAUAGAGGGGGUCGCCGAGGAUGGAGGGCUCGCUGAGCGGCAGUGCCGGGUCAACGCCCUUCAUACUGCUCGGACCACGAUCAAGAUCGUGGCGAACUUGAUCAGCGAGGGUCGAUUCUUGAAAACAACCCUUUCGUUUAUUUUGUAA